CAGUUUGACUUCAAUUGUUGAGAAGAAAUGAUGUUUUGCAAGCAGCAUAUACUAAUUGCAAUUGGCCCGAUUGUCAUGGGAAUGUCCCUGGGCACAUUUGCCAUGGAUUAUUAUUGCCAAGAGUUUCUGGCCAUUUUUCGCGCGCUGCAGGUACUGGCAACUAUUUCGCUGCUCUUUGGAGUUCUUAAAAAGGAACCGCUGCAUAAGGACAAAUUUCUGGUCUUCUGGCUGAUCAUUACAGCCAUCUUCUUUGGUGUAAUGUGCUAUUACUGUAUGAAUUUUAUAACUGACGAUUUCCUUUAUUCAUUUUACGACUUUGGGGAGUUUCUUUUGGCGUUACUAGUUUUGCUACUUUUAUUGGCCGCCACAGCGUUUCUGGGCUACCUGAUUUACUACGUGUACGAAGAGUAUGCGAGGCUGCGGACAGCCAACUCAGAAUCAACAGCUGUUGCGGCAAGUGAGCGCAAUGCAGUCGUAGAAACCAAGGAGCCACCACCCACAUAUGAAAGUACUGGAAAUUUAACUGUCUCAAUACAGAAUUAAUGCAUUCACUUAUAAUAUUAAUUGAGACGGAAUAUUUCAUAUUAAUCAAAAACUGCAAUAAAAUGUUGUGAAAAGAUCGUU
Molecule: messenger RNA, 624 nt
Organism: Drosophila virilis
Lineage: Eukaryota; Metazoa; Arthropoda; Insecta; Diptera; Drosophilidae
Source: RefSeq, a predicted model, not a curated record